GUGCUCUUUUCGUAGUUCUUAGUGAGACUCCCAAUAUGAAGAUGCUUGGACUUCUACAGGGUUUUGCUGCAGGUCUGAUGUUGAGCAUAUCGUUCCUGGAUUUGGCUCAUAAUGCUAUUAACUCUAUUGGCUUCUUAAAAGCCAAUCUCUGGUUUUUUGGUGGUGUGAUAUUCUUUGCGUGUAUUGCCAAAUUCAUACCUGAACCAACUGUUGGCCCUUCUACUGACUCGAAACGAAGAAAGAAAAAUGGAGACGACGGAGGUAAGGACAUGAUGAAGAAGAAGCGCAAGCAAGUCAUGUUUAGUGGAAUUAUUACGGCUAUUGGCAUAAGCUUGCACAAUUUCCCAGAAGGGAUGGCUGUAUUUCUCGGAUCAAUUAAGGGCAUGCGAGUUGGUGUUAAUCUGGCUUUGGCAAUCGCUCUACACAACAUUCCUGAGGGUGUUGCAGUUGCACUUCCUAUUUACUUUGCAACAGAGAGCAAAUGGCAGGCAUUCAAGUUGGCAACACUCUCUGGUUUAGCUGAGCCUCUAGGUGUAAUUAUCGUGGCCUAUCUUUUCCCUAGAAGCUUAAGUCCAGAAAUCCUUGAAGGUUUGUUGGGAGCAGUUGGUGGAAUCAUGGCUUUCCUAACGUUGCACGAAAUGCUUCCUUUGGCAUUUGAUUAUGCGGGACAAAAACAAGCUGUGAAGGCUGUGUUUUUUGGCAUGGCAUGUAUGUCGGCGAGUCUUUACUUUCUGGAGCUGAGCUUGCCUGAGACAAUGAGCUUGUAAGGUUAAAGAUGUCAUAUGCAAUAAUUGCCUCCCCAAAAGAGAUAAAACAGUCUCUGGAGUGAAGUAGUGUCGUUUGUAUCUGUAAAGACUGAAAUCUGUAAACAAUUGAGUAUUCAUUUUUAAGUCAAAGGAAUAAUAAUCUUUUAUAACAUCUA
Molecule: messenger RNA, 922 nt
Organism: Camelina sativa (false flax)
Lineage: Eukaryota; Viridiplantae; Streptophyta; Magnoliopsida; Brassicales; Brassicaceae
Source: RefSeq, a predicted model, not a curated record